Messenger RNA from Pristis pectinata (smalltooth sawfish), 2302 nucleotides. It is a transcript of the gene cops7a, whose product is annotated as COP9 constitutive photomorphogenic homolog subunit 7A. Gene Ontology annotation, cellular component: COP9 signalosome. The transcript has 7 exons. The record is from RefSeq and is a predicted model, not a curated record. Gene Ontology annotation, biological process: COP9 signalosome assembly. Bases 84 to 878 code for a protein of 264 amino acids. NCBI's taxonomy places the organism in Eukaryota, Metazoa, Chordata, Chondrichthyes, Rhinopristiformes, Pristidae.
UCGGAGCGGAGGCGCCUGUCCAGUUUACCUCUGAAUGAGGGACAACGCCAAAGGAUUUUGCCGCAGUGAACCACUUUUGUGCAAUGGCGGGUGAAUCAAAAGCUACAAGUAAUCCUUUGGAACAGUUCAUUUUGUUGUCUAGAAAUGCCAAAGGUCCAGCAUUAACUACACUUAUUAACCAGGUUUUGGAGGCUCCUGGGGUUUUUGUAUUUGGUGAACUUCUGGAAACACCUAAUAUACAGGAGCUGGCAAAUGGAUCACACGCUGCCUAUUUUGAAUUGUUGAAUGUGUUUGCAUAUGGAACAUAUCCUGACUAUUUAGCAAAUAAGGGGAGUCUGCCUGAAUUAACAUUAGCUCAGAAGAACAAGCUGAAACAUCUCACCAUAGUAAGCUUGGCUGCAAGAAUGAAGUGCAUUCCAUAUUCCAUGCUUCUGAAAGACCUUGAUAUAAAAAACCUCAGAGAAUUGGAGGAUUUAAUUAUUGAAGCAAUUUAUACUGAUAUAAUACAAGGCAAACUCGAUCAGCGAAAUCAGCUGCUUGAGGUUGACUUUUGCAUCGGCAGAGAUCUCCAAAAGCAAGACAUCAGCAACAUUGUUAAAACUCUUCAGGAAUGGUGUGAUUGUUGUCAAGCGGUUCUACUGGGUAUUGAACAGCAAGUCCUCCGCGUAAAUCAGUACAAAGAGGGCCACACAAAAACUCAGCAGCAGGUAGAAACAGAGGUGGCGAACAUAAAGAAGACCUUGAAGGCAACCGCUUCUACCUCAGCGCAAGAUCCUGAUCAGCAUCCUAUGGAUCGUGACACUCCACAGCUUGUUGAACAACGUCCAUCUACAAAGAAAUUGUCAAAAGCUAAGAGUUUAUCAUCUAGUCGUCAUUAAAACCUCAUAUUGGCAGGAUUAUCCAGUACUUUUAAGAAAACCGAGAAGAAAUGAAUAUAUAAUGAACAGUGCAAUGCUUCUCAUAAAUGACACUUGAAAAAGAUUUAAGUAACUUUUCCUGUGCAUUUGAAAUCUUUUUGUAAUAUAUAGUUUUUUUUAGUAGGUAUCUCAGGUGACUACUGAAUCAGCUUUUCUUAUUAAAUGGGACUAGUUACAAACUGACUUCUGAAGUGAUGUGCAUGCAGUAAAGCUUUGAUCAUUAUUCCCUUCACUGACUGAAAAGCCAAAAUAAUAUGGCAGUAGGCAGAAUACUACAAAAGCUACUCUCUAGUGGUUAAAGAAUCCCUUGUGUUAGACGAUUCUGAAAAUAUUUUAGUAGCAACUAAUAACUUGUAUUUUAUCAAAAACUUUAGGUCAAAUCUUGUGUGCAAUAAUCUCAAAAUGAUGCACUUCAAAAGAGUAUGAUUGCCCAGAAAAACAUAUUGAGAUGAAUAAAUAACAUUGGGUUCAUUGUAAUUAAUUGUGUCUGACAAUACAGCUAAUAUUUCAAAUAUUUGCUUUGAAUGGAAAUUCUCAAACUAAAGUUGCUAACUGUAAAAACUGGAGAUUGCCAUCUGAAGCAAAUUGCUUUUUAAGAAUUAGAUAUGAAUUGGAUGCAUAACUUUGUGGAUAGGGAAUCAUAUUAGUUCUAUUCCAAAAAUGUGGUUGUCUUUAUUCAAUGAAAACAAAACUAAUUUAUAAAACUGGUUAGAAGUUUAAGAGACAAUAUUUUGUUGGUGAUUCAUGUCUCAAGUCAUUCUGCCCACUUCAAUCACUCACCAGAAAACACCAGAAAAAUAAUUAAUCUUGAGAUUUUGCUGGUGGAACCAAUUUGGAGCUCGGUAUUGUACUUAGCACUAAUUAUAAUCUAUCUUGCAAGCAAUGUGCUCACUGGUUUGUAAUGAAUAUUUAUUUUCUUAACUUUAACCAGGAAAAAGUAAAAAAUAUCUUUUUCCUUGGGACAUUACUCUCAUCAGCAUGAUUAAACUCAUUUUCACAAAUGGAGUAGACUUCAGUUUAGUGAGGGGACAAAAGAAAUCAUUUAAAUCUAAAAUAAAAACAGAAAAUGUGGAAAUACUCGAGUCAGGCCGUAUCUGUGGGAAAAGAAACAGAGUUAACGUUUCAGGUCCAAGAUGCUUUGUCAGAAUAUUACUGAAGUCUGCUGUCUUGACACGGUCUCUGCAUUCAGCUGAUGUGUGAAGGAAAUUUAAAUAUAUAACUGAGAAAGACAGCAUUUAAAUAAGAGAGUUAAAACAUAAGAAAUUGUUGAAUAGGCAUGUGGUUCCUCAAGCCUGCACCACCAUACAGGAUCCUAUGCCUCAGUCCACUCACCCAUCCAAUUCUUAUUUCCUUUGAUUCUUUCAGUGUCAGAAAAUCCACUGAUC